CUUUAGUUUUGAAGAUAAUUAAUUGGGCAGUGCGUUGCAGGUCGAACAAAUACCGAUAACUUUAGCCCAUUAAUCUUAUUGAUCUUCGACCACUGGUGUAAAUUAUUGAUAAGUCUUAGCCUAAUCGCUUUAUAGGGGGAGAGACACGAAGUUAGUAUGGUUAUCAGCUAGUUAUUUAACAUGUUGAAGGAGUUCGGCUAUUCUUAAAGGCAGCGGAACCCACGACCCGGUGUUUCUGACUCAGUCUUGUUUCAUAUACAAAAUAUUUACCCGAUAACCUAAAAAAUGCGGUGCAUUGUCUCCAUCCUCUCAUUCUCCAUCUUGCUAUCUGGUGCGAUUGUGGCGGCUCGUCGAGCUCCUCUAUUCAAAACACGAGAAGCCAUUAAGGAGCAGUACAUCGUAGUCCUGAAGAGGAAUGCAGUGCUUCCAAACGUUCUACAAUCUCUUCAUGACGAAUCACGGCUGAAAAGUAUAACAUUCAACAACCCUCUGAAAGAGUACAACAGGGUCCUCAAUGGAUUUGCAAUAUCUUUAUCAAAGGAGGCCUUAGCAGUGGUGCGAGCCCACCCCUCUGUGAAGUACGUGGAAGAAGAUGGCCUAGCACACACUACAGAGAUCUGGGGACUUGACAGGAUCAACCAAAGAGAUCUUCCUCUCGAUGAUAGUUAUACUCCAGUCGGUAAUGGCAGCGGUGUGAAUGUAUACGUCCUUGACACUGGCAUCAGAACAACACAUGAGGACUUUGAGGGCAGAGCUGAGUUCGUCUAUGACGCAAUGAACUAUGCUAUCGGAAAUGAUGGUGACUGUCAAGGUCAUGGGACCCACUGUGCCGGCACGAUCGCAGGAAAGCGGUACGGUGUUGCCAAAGCUGCUAAAGUCUACGCCGUACGGGUUCUAGGUUGUUAUGGGUCUGGGUCAUGGUCAGCGGUCAUUGACGGUAUGGACUGGGUUGCCGUCAAUGGUAUUCGUCCAGCCGUUGCUAGCAUGUCUCUUGGAGGCGGUGGACUUCGUUCUGUAGACGAGUCAUUGGGAAACCUCCACAGGGCAGGUGUAACGGUGGUGGUAGCGGCUGGUAAUAGCGACUACGAUGCAUGCCGCGCUUCUCCCGCCAGAGCACCUGAGGCAAUCACAGUCGGUGCGAUCCAAGAUGACGAUGCCAGGGUCUACUUUUCAAACUGGGGCGCAUGCGUGGAUAUCUUUGCUCCCGGGCAUCGCAUUCUGAGUGCAGACUACCGAUCUGAUGACGGAUAUCGAUCGCUGAGCGGAACCAGCAUGGCAUGCCCUCAUGUAGCAGGUGUUGUUGCGGUCCAUCUUGGCUUGAAUCCUGACCUAUCACCAAAUGAAGUUCGUGACGUCAUCCUAGAAACAGCUAGCAGAGACAAAGUCACCGAAUUGCACGAUUCGGAAAAUCUUCUUCUCUAUGUCCCCAAUGAAUCCUGAUUUUCAUACUAAUUUAUAAAUUGUGCAUGAGCACACCACGUUAACAUUUACAGACGAAAACCCUUUUUAUAUAUCACAAAGCUAAAAAGAAUAUAUAAUUAUCAUUCUAUUAAUAGAAAUCAACUAAUUAAUAUACAUUUUAUAUGCAUUGCAUAAUAAAACUAGAGACUUCCAUCUUAUUCCAUGCAGUUUCUUUGAAAAUAAACAUUCCUUUAUGAUAGUCACAUUCAACAUGUUUUUUUUACAUUCAGAUGAUUAGCUAAGUAAUGAGUAUAUAUAGUUUGUGUAGAAUUUGAAACAAGACGCAGAUACAGCUAGAAAUCAACCAUAAAAGAAAGUUUUUGUGCUACUUUGUUUUAUACUUUGCCUUAUGUGCCAUAUUAGAUAUUUUAUUGAAUAAUUUCUGCAGUUUCAACUAAAUUUUAUGAAUAUGCGAUAAUACACUAUGCCUACAAUUUCACAUUAAUAAUAAUAAGGCAUUUAGGAACGCUAUUCAUAGUACACUAUAUCAUAGCGUUUACACUGUAGAUCAAUUUACAAUACUUAAAAAGCUACAUCUAUCCUGGAUACAAAUACGUUUUCAACUGUUUCUUAAAUAUGAAGAGAAGUUUCAGAUCUUAAUGUCAUGGGAAGCUUGUUCCAUUCUUUUGCCGCAGCAACAGUAAAACUAAGUUCACCAGCCUUACUCCGGGUUGUCUGAUAGGUUAGUCGAAGAUGAUCUCCACCUGACCGCAAACCUUGUCGUUUAGGAUUAUGAACCUGAAGUGCCCCCUUGAUAUACUUUGGUACAUGAUCAUGAAAUGAUUUAUAUACAUACAAAAGAAUCUUAAAUAAUAUUCUUUGUUUAACUGGUAGCCAGUGUAAUGCCCUUACUAAUGGAAUAGUAUCAUGUCUACGGUCAGCUUUGUGAAAUACGUGCUGCCCAGUUUUGCAGACUCUGUAGUCGCCUUACGUGCAUUUGGGGGAACUUCUGUAAGGAGUGCAUUAUAAUCGAUCCGACAUAGUACAUGACUACGUACCGCAUGAUGACAUGCAUCUACUGUUAUGUACUUUCGUAUGCGACAUAUAUUUCUUAAUUGAAACCUAACAGAUUUACAUAAAAUCUCUUUCUUCCUCCUAUUUGUUAGAGUUAACUAUGGUAUUUUUGAGAUGGGAUAAUAAAAACUCUUUUAUCAACUACA
Molecule: messenger RNA, 2621 nt
Organism: Lytechinus variegatus (green sea urchin)
Lineage: Eukaryota; Metazoa; Echinodermata; Echinoidea; Temnopleuroida; Toxopneustidae
Product: aqualysin-1-like
Exons: 9
Coding region: 286-1440 (384 amino acids)
Biological process (GO): proteolysis
Molecular function (GO): serine-type endopeptidase activity
Source: RefSeq, a predicted model, not a curated record